AAGAGUGGAUAAAAGGAGCUGUGGUGAAAAACACAAAUGAUGAAAAUAUAUUACUCCAAACUGCAGUCAGGAUUACUAGAACAUUAAAAUACAAGACACCCUUUUCCUUUUUUCGAUUUUCUUCUGCUUUAAGAUGGCUCAUUAAUCGAUAAAUCCAAGUGCUGGAGCCCUAGAUUUUGGAAAAACAAGUAAAUGGGUUGUCUAAAAAUGGGUUCUUGGCAUCUGGGUCAGUAUUAAAAUCUUGGGGGGGCUGUUGCAGUUUGUGGGUUAAGUGAUUUUUCAAGAAAUAUAGUGAAAAAUUUAAGGACGGGAUGAUUUCCUCAACUGUGCUCUGUAAUGUCUGAUAUUUCAUGAUUUUUUUUCCUUUCUUUUUGUACUCCGGCAUUGUUAAAUGUUAGUUAUUUCUAGUGAAUGGUGUUGAUUUUUGCUGUGUUUUUGAAUCAAUGGCUAGGCGUCAUGGUUGGCAACUCCCUGCUCACUCCUUUCAGGUGGUAGCUAUAACAGUCUUUUUCCUAUUAUCUGUUGCUUUCUAUGCGUUUUUUGCUCCUUUUCUUGGAAAGGACAUCUAUGAGUACAUAGCCACUGGCAUUUAUUCCUUCCUGGCACUCUCUGUAUUUAUCCUUUAUGCGAGAUGCACAGCUAUUGAUCCUGCUGAUCCUGGAAUUCUCAUUGAACCUGACAAGACAUCAGCUUAUGGAUCACAUGUUGGGACAGAGUUGCCUGGUAAUUUAUCCACAACUGAAGAGCCAACCAAAGUAGGAUUGAGGAAUGGUGGGAAAUCUUACAGGCAUGACACAGGUUGCUGUUCGAAAGUUGGAGGUUGCCUUUGUGGUUUUCUUGUGAAGGAGGACUGCCGCAAGGAUGAAGAUCAUCUGCAGGAACAAAAUGCUGAGGAGGAUGCUUUGUUCUGCACAUUGUGCAAUGCUGAGGUGCGCAAGUUCAGCAAACAUUGCAGAAGUUGUGACAAAUGUGUUGAUGGGUUUGAUCAUCAUUGCCGGUGGCUGAAUAAUUGUGUGGGCAGGAAAAACUACAUCACAUUUGUUUGCUUAAUGGCUGCUAGCCUUCUCUGGCUUGUAUUUGAAUGUACGGUGGGCAUUGCUGUUCUUGUUCGCUGUUUUGUCGACAGAAAAGCGACUGAGAAUGAAAUUGUUGACAGGCUAGGAGAUGGAUUUUCUCGCCCACCAUUUGCUACUGUGGUGGCCCUGUGUACAGCCGUUUCUUUUCUUGCAACUGUCCCUUUGGGAGAAUUGUUCUUUUUCCAUAUCAUUCUUAUCCGAAAGGGCAUCACAACUUAUGAAUAUGUCGUUGCUAUGAGGACCCAAAGCGAACCUCCUGGACCUUCCAUAGAAGGAGGAGAUCAACAAAGUUUGCCUUCUUCACCAACUAGUUCUGCUGUGACGGCCAUUAGUGGAAGAAGCUCAGUCGGGAUGGGCCUGCAAUAUAAAGGUGCUUGGUGUACUCCACCUAGGAUAUUCAUGGAUCAUCAGGAUGAAAUUGUUCCUCACCUUGAGCCAGGGCGACUACCGUCAACGGUUGAUCCGGAUGCCGUACAACCUCACAAAGGGAAAAAAGUAUCUCAACGUCCCAUCAGAAUCAGUGCCUGGAAGCUCGCAAAACUGGACUCCAACGAGGCGAUUAAAGCGGGCGCAAAAGCCAGAGCUUCAUCAUCUGUUUUACGUCCUGUCGGUUCCAGACCUCACCAUUACGACGCCGACCAUUUAUCGAGCACCACUAUGAGCGGCAAAAGCAGUCCACUUAGCACAAGGCAAGGAUACUACGAAACUAAUUCCAGAGCUGGGACGUCAAGGCUAUCACCAACCAAGAGCUCGUAUCCCCCCAGUCGAGCUAGCCGGGACGACACCGACACGUGCGGACACAGUAUCAGCAACUUGAGUAGCCCUCUUGCCAUGAAUCUCACUCCAUCGCCCUUGGCACAGAGUUGUUCAACCAGAGACCAUUUCAACCCAAUAUAUCAAUCAUCAACCGUGCAGUCGCCAUUAUCAGCAAGAGCAGGCGACACAAGCGAAGCCCCAGUUGGCGACAACGUGGGACGAGCUCCAAUGAGGAGAAACAACCCCGGCCUUACAGAAACAACAAAAGCAUCAGUAUAUUGGGAUCCAGAAGCCGGCCGUUUUGUCUCUGCUGCAACAAGAAACAUAGGUUCUUCAUCUGCAACAGAGCUAACAUACACAGGGCAAUCAAUUUUCUUCGGAGGUCCCCUCGUGAACGAGCAGGUGAGUCGAGGGACAAGAUCUGGAAGCUCGACAAUGUCAGCCGGUCCACAGAGAAGUUCGACCACAAGUUAUUAUCAGCAGGGCAGAUCGCAGCGUGGGGGUCAGCUUCCUGUAUUUGUCCCCAGUGAUUCCCAGCAGCAAAACCAAUUUUCAUCUCGGUUGGAAUAACGUUUGAUUUGAGCAUUAGUUGUUUCUUGAGAGUAGAAUUAGCUUUUUACAAUGUUAAUUUCCCAUAAUAUGUUUACUUUUACAUUUUUAUUUUUAUUUCUUCCUGUUAAUUUUCUCCUUUAGCUUAUUUUUCGGUACGUAAUAAUAGUUGCCGCCGUCCUGAGCCU
This is a messenger RNA of Sesamum indicum (sesame), 2569 nucleotides long. RefSeq names its product DHHC-type zinc finger family protein. Gene Ontology annotation, biological process: protein targeting to membrane; peptidyl-L-cysteine S-palmitoylation. Gene Ontology annotation, cellular component: Golgi apparatus; endoplasmic reticulum. The record is from RefSeq and is a predicted model, not a curated record. Lineage: Eukaryota; Viridiplantae; Streptophyta; Magnoliopsida; Lamiales; Pedaliaceae. Gene Ontology annotation, molecular function: protein-cysteine S-palmitoyltransferase activity.